This is a messenger RNA of Pollicipes pollicipes, 3876 nucleotides long. RefSeq names its product chitin synthase chs-2. The record is from RefSeq and is a predicted model, not a curated record. Gene Ontology annotation, molecular function: chitin synthase activity. Gene Ontology annotation, biological process: chitin biosynthetic process. Lineage: Eukaryota; Metazoa; Arthropoda; Thecostraca; Pollicipedomorpha; Pollicipedidae. Gene Ontology annotation, cellular component: cell septum; cell periphery.
CUACAGAACACUUAAGUUGUUUCUGGACGCCGUGGCGAUCAUCCUUCAACUAAGCGGCUGCGUCCUUUGGCCGGUCAUGGAAGGCAUGAAUGGGAACACCUGCGGCCGCCUGGGCCAUCCCGACGGGGCUUAUUCUCACGUCGUUUGGGUGGUGGGAAAACUACGUCGUGAAGAAGCGUCCAGUUGCGAAACCGAGAAAGUCCGAAAAAUACACCAUUUUUGAAGUGGACUUGUCAAAGGAAGACGGGGCGCAGAAGGCACAGGCCCGGGUUGGUUUUCUGACAUUCCUUGGCAACAUCAAGUACCGCAUGUCAAAGACCCGCUACAUUAUCUACCUAUUUGUGUCUCUCUGGAAAAUUGCACUCUUCUUCGGCAUGAUGGUUCUUCUGAUGUCGACUCGAUUGGACGAUCCCAUGAACCUCUUCACGGAGAUGAAGUCCGGCUUCGCGAACCACACGCUGGUCAUCAACGAGACCGGAGGUUCCUUGGAGAAUUCCCACUCGGAUGCGACGGAUUUCUCGACGAACUUCAUGCAAACGACGACCAUCAUCUCCUCGGUCGCAACACCGGCUUACGUGUGGCUCGUACAGCUGUUCGGUGCCUAUUUGGCUUACAUCACUGGCAAAUUCGCCUGCAAGAUCUGGAUCCAGACGUUCAGCUUCGCGCUGCCGGUGAGCCUGGCGGUGCCGUGCAGCCUGUCGCUGAUGCUGCUGCUCUGUGGUCUGCGCGCCGACGACGCCUGCUGCUUCCAUGGAAAGCUGCCGCCCUACCUUUUCUUCGAGUGCCCGAGGGCCGACUACAUCGACUCCUUCCUGGCGGAGGAUUGCGUCUGGCUGUGGGUGCUGUGGCUGUUCUCCCAGGCGUGGAUCACGAUGCACAUGUGGACGCCGCACUGCUUCCGCCUGGCGCCCACCGAGGUGCUGUUCGUCACGCCCAUGUACAACUCGCUGCUGAUCGACCAGUCGCUGGCCAUGAACCGACGCCGUGACGACGACCCUGAUCUCUCCGCUGAGGACUUUGAUAUUGAUGCGGACCUGGAUGGCGGCCCGAAGAACGGUGUGGACUACAUCUCAACUCACUCGGAGGCCUCGGGCUCCAACUCGAGCGCACACCAUAGCGACUCCAUCACGCGGAUCCUGGCCUGCGCCACCAUGUGGCACGAGGAGAGGAACGAGAUGCUACUCAUGCUGCAGUCGGUGGCCCACAUGGACUACGACCAGUCGGCGCGGCGCUGCAUGCAAAAGUACCUGCGGAUUGUCGACAGCGACUACUACCACUACAAGACGCACAUCUUCUUUGACGACGCCUUCCAGAUCUCGGACGACGAGACCGAGGAACAGAACGAGAUCAAUCGAUACGUGCGCCAGCUGAUCGAGUGCAUCGACGUGGCGUGCUCGAACGUGCACGGCGUGGAGAUGACGCUGCCGGCGCCGACCAAGACGCCGACGCCGUACGGCGGACGCCUGGUCUGGACGCUGCCGGGCAAGACCGAGAUCGUCGUCCACCUCAAGGACAAGUCGCUGAUCCGGCACCGCAAGCGCUGGAGCCAGGUGAUGUACAUGUACUACCUGCUGGGCUUCAAGCUGAUGGAGCAGGACAUCGCGGUGGAGAGGAAGGAGGUGAUCGCCGAGAACACCUACCUGCUUGCUCUGGACGGCGACAUCGACUUCAUGCCGGAUGCUGUCAAGCUGCUGGUCGACUUGAUGAAGAAGAACCAGAAUCUAGGCGCCGCGUGUGGACGCAUCCACCCGGUGGGCUCGGGCCCGAUGGUGUGGUACCAGCUGUUCGAGUACGCCAUCGGCCACUGGCUGCAGAAGGCUACCGAGCACAUGAUCGGCUGCGUGCUCUGCAGUCCCGGCUGCUUCUCGCUCUUCCGCGCCAAGGGCCUGAUGGACGACAACGUGAUGAAGACGUACACAACGCCGGCCUCCGAGGCGCGCCACUACGUGCAGUACGAUCAGGGCGAAGACCGGUGGCUGUGCACGCUGCUGCUGCAGAGAGGCUAUCGGGUGGAGUACUGUGCUGCAUCUGAUGCGUACACCCACGCCCCAGAGGGCUUCAACGAGUUCUACAACCAACGCCGCCGCUGGGUGCCCUCCACCAUGGCCAACAUCCUGGACCUGCUGAAAAGCCACAAGAGGACUGUCAGGGUCAACGACAACAUCUCGACACUCUACGUCCUGUAUCAGGUGAUGCUCAUGGUCGGCACCGUACUGGGCCCCGGCACGAUCUUCCUGAUGCUGAUCGGGUCGUUCAACGCCGCGUUCGGCAUCAGCAACUGGUACUCGCUGCUCUACAACGCCAUCCCUGUCGUCAUCUUCAUGGCCGCCUGUGUGACGGUGAACUCAAAGAUACAGCUGCUGAUAGCCCAGCUCCUGACAGCCGUGUACACGAUUGUCAUGGUCAUCGUCAUCGUAGGGCUGGCGCUGCAGUUCGCCGAAGAAGGCAUGGAGUCACCCACGGCGAUAUUCUUCAUUGCCACCAUGGGCAGCUUCGUCCUUACUGCGGCCAUGCAUCCACUGGAGUUCUACUGUCUGCCCGCCCUGGUCGUCUACUACAUCACCGUGCCCAGCAUGUACUUCCUGCUGAUUGUCUACUCGUUCACCAACAUGAACAACGUCACGUGGGGCACCCGCGAGGUGGCAGUCAAGACCAGGAAGAGUGACGCGGACCUGGAAGCAGAGAAGAAGGCGCUGGAAGCGGCCAAGAAGCAGCCGGGUGGCAUCCUGGGCUUCCUCUACCAGUUCAACACCACCGCCAAGGACGACGACGGCUCGGUGGACUUCUCACUGGGAAACGUGUUCCGCUGCAUGUGCUGCACGCACCCCAAGGAGAUCAACGAGCGUGAGCAGCUGAAGCGCAUCGCCGACUCCAUUGACAGCAUCAACAAGCGGAUGGACUCGCUGGAGGGGACCGGUCUGCAGCGCCUCCGCAGCACCAGCCGCAGCUCGGCACGUGGGGGGAGGAUGAGCCCCGUCAGGGGGCCGGACGACCCGGAGGAGAGGAGGGACGAGCCCAGCGCCGGGCUGGCCGACUCUGGCCAGGUGCAUAUGAAGAAAAGGGACCUGCUGAAGAACCCGCUGUGGGUAGAAGACAAACUGUUCGCAGGCAAGGGCAGCAUGGAUUUGCUAUCGCAAAACGAAAUCGAAUUCUGGGAGCAGCUGAUCAAAACCUAUCUGUACCCGCUGAUUGAAAACAAGGAAGAAAAGGCACGCAUCGCGGCAGAACUGGACCAGCUGAGAACCACCGUCUGCUUCUUCUUCAUGAUGGUGAACGUGCUGUUCGUGGUAGCCAUCUUCAUUCUGGAGACGCACCAGGAUGAGCUGCACCUGAACUGGCCUUUGGGCGCGAAGAACACCAUCUCGUUCAGCACAGAUACUGUGGGAAGAAAGAUACAGAUCAGCCAGACCUAUCUUCAGCUGGAGCCCAUCGGCUUCGUCUUCGUCAUGUUCUUCGCGCUGAUCCUGGUCAUCCAAUUCACCGCUAUGAUGUUCCACCGUUUUGGGACCAUAUCGCAGAUCCUGUCGCUAGUCACAUUGUCCUUGUGCGGCGGAAAGAAAUCACGGUCGGGUGAAGACCUGCUGCGGGAGAACGGACUGCAGAUGGUGCGCGACAUGCAACGAAUGAAGAACCGCAAGGACUCGGAAGAGUCAAACCGGCCGCAGCGGCGCCAGACCGUCAGCCGACUGGUCCACGAGCGCACCAAGUCCAAAAAGCUCACGUUCUCGCUGGACGACAACUUCAUUCAGCACUACGACGAGACGGCCAACAAUAUGGACGAUGCGGCACCGUCUGGAGGUCGCGCCUCCCGGAUGAGCAAGCGGCGGGCCACGAUGAAGGCCAUGGUGAGCCGCCGGCAGUCUGUGAUGAACGAAC